Lucilia cuprina (Australian sheep blowfly) is the source of this 1267-nucleotide messenger RNA. RefSeq names its product endocuticle structural glycoprotein SgAbd-2 (gene Cpr47Ea). Lineage: Eukaryota; Metazoa; Arthropoda; Insecta; Diptera; Calliphoridae. Gene Ontology annotation, molecular function: structural constituent of chitin-based larval cuticle. The record is from RefSeq and is a predicted model, not a curated record. The transcript has 4 exons. Gene Ontology annotation, cellular component: chitin-based extracellular matrix. The coding region runs from base 233 to 625 and encodes 130 amino acids.
ACAAAUAACAUUUGACGAGCCUUCAAACGUAGACGUGUCUCGUUCUCAAAACGCGUGUGUUCUUUAAAACUUAUUUCAUAAAUAUUCCAACUAAGGACACCAAACUCCAUACUUAAUAAACGAAAAGUUUACGUGUUUUGUUGAACAAUCCAAUAAAAAAUAUAUAUAAAGUGAGUUCCUCUAAAAAGGACAAUAAAACUAAAAAAAGUUAAUAUAAAAUAAGCAAAAAUUAAUGAUCAUGAAAUCCAUUGUAUUUGCUGCUCUUUGCUGUAUGACUGUUGUAACGGCUCAACGUGGUAUUCCACCACCACGUGGAAAUUCUUUCGAUGCCAAUGCUGUGAUACUUAAACAGGAUUUUAAUUUGAAUCCAGAUGGUUCAUACAACUACAAUUAUGAAACUAGCAAUGGAAUACGUGCUGAUGAAGCUGGUUAUCUUAAGAAUGCGGGCAAUCCUCAAUUAGAAGCUCAGGUAAUGCAAGGUUCUUACUCUUACACCGGACCUGAUGGUGUCGUAUAUACCAUCACCUAUAUUGCCGAUGAGAAUGGUUUCCGUGCUGAAGGUGCUCACAUUCCAACUCCACCACCAGUAGCUGCUCCCGGUGGUCCCAGAGGUAGAUUCUUCUAAUAAAUACGUUAAAACUUAAUGUAUUUCUAAAACAGCAUAAAAGAAAUAUUAACAAAGGAAACAGUGUACUUCCAAGCAAAACAAGAGAUUAACUAAUACACAUUAUUAAACGGCAAAUAGUUGGCAACUAUUACAAAAUAUAAAUCAUGUGGCAACGCUAAUAAUAAAACACAUUCUUACACAUAUCAAGCACACCGACACAAGAUGAAAGAAAAAUCCCAAAUACAACUGCACACACAUAUGGACAUGUAUACAGCAACACAUUCACUUAUACAUCACAGAGUUGUAUUAUUCCAUAAAAUUUGUUAAUAAUUUUACAUUUAAAUGAGCCCACAUUUACCGUUACCAACUCUUAUGAUAACCUAUACACACUUUACGCUAUAUUUCCUCCUAUACUCCUUUUUGUGUAACCUUUUUAAUCCUUUCCAUGACAGUAAUUCUGAGAGUAUAACUCUCUCUCUCUUUCCCUUUUUAUGGUAUUUAUAUUUAUGUUUUACUUAUUCUAUACACUCUUCAAUGUUUAUUGUGAUCGUAUUUCUUUCUAUUCAUUUUCAUACACUUUGUUUAUAACAUUUUCAUACGUUUUAUUAUUUUAUUUAAGAGAAAAAGAGAAGCUAAAUAAAUUUAACAAUUUAUUAUCAA